AAAUUGAAUAGACUUGUGCCAUUUUCUGCCUGUCCUUAUGUCAAGUUAUUUGCUUUGCUUGUCCAUUUUCUGCGGUUGGCGGUCCACUCCACUUCUGCCAAAUUGAAAACACUUUUACCAAUUAUUAUUGGUCGAUUUUCAAUUUUCCAUCGCUUAAAAAAAAUAAAAAGCUUUUAUUUAGUUUUAUUUUUUAGGUAAAUUUUAGUACUGAAUUCUUUCAACUUGAUUGAAGUCAUGUCUUUUGUUUACCUGUGUUGCACGUUGGUGGUUGUUUAUUUUAUUGCUUCCAUUGUUGUUGUGUGCCUCUUUCUGUACGUAUUCUAGUGAUCAGUCAUUCUUAUUGACGACUGAGACGGGUGCGUUGGUCUGAUUAGUGCAUUGUGGUGAAGUCGAUGCAUGAAAACUGCUGAUUGGCUAUCGGUUGUGUGUGAGUGGUCCGAUUUUGAUUUGAUUCGUUUUAUAUUUAAUUUCAGUUCAGUUAAUUUUAGAUUUAAUUUUUAGUUUUGUGUGGUUUGGGCCUUUACUUUUCUGCAGCCCCUUCUGUAUAGGCCAAUCGGUGAUGUACAAAUGCAAUAUAUGUCCAGCAUUUGUCAGGGGGAAAAAAAUUCAAUUGCAAAAUUUUCGGGCGCUCUAAACUAGGUCUUUAUUCGCACUUAUCAAAUGACAUUAGCUUUCCUCCUUGCGAUUUUAAUAAGACAUUUUGAUAUACAGUUAUUUGCCGUAUCCAUUUAUAUGCCUGUAGUGAUGGAAUAGAAAGGGCAAGGGAUGAUUCUAAGGAAAUAGCGGGUUUUAUGGUUAUCGAGUUUAGUUCACGACGCUCACCAAGUGUUCGAUGCAUUGUUCAAACGAGGCAUUGCUGGUUGUGGGUUUACUUGGUCUGACCGGCACAUGUAUGGUAUGGUAGCGACAUUUUGCGUACAGAUGCAAUUCGUCCACGCGCACUGUAUUAUAUAAUAAUAAUAACUUACCUUUCUGGAAGAAAAAUAUCCGAAAAAAAAAAGAGAAAAGCUUUAUUUAUCCAUUAUAUGUAAAUAAAAUAUUAUAUGCAAUAUAUCAGUUUGUAUUUUCUCUUUUUUCAUAACUUACGUUUCUAAAGCAAUGACAUAAGUGCUUAAUUUUUAAUCCAUUUUUUCUUUUCUUUAUCCUCGUGUAAUCGUUUAAGUUAAAAAUGGUAGCUUCUUGCGGAUCAUAACCAGCAAUUUCAUCGUGUACAUCCCAGACUUUAGGGCACAACCUUUCAUGCUUCAUGCAAUUUCUGCAUAUUGGUGAUGGGUUUUGCGAUUCUUUUCUGUUCUUUUUUGUUGUCCACCAUAAGAAUCUUAACUGCACAAGACACUCUAACCCCAGCUCAAUCCAUGAGAGACGGCGAGACGCUGGUUUCAGCUGAUGGGAACUUUGAACUUGGAUUCUUCAGCCCAGACAAUUCAAGUAGCAGAAGAUACUUGGGAAUUUGGUAUAGGAAAAUACCGAUCAGGACAGUUGUGUGGGUAGCCAGCAGAGAAACUCCAUUUACAAACACAUCAGGAGUUCUAAAAGUAAAUGAGCAAGGACUUCUGAUCCUUCAGAAUAGCACAAAUAGUAUAGUUUGGUCAUCCAAUACAUCGAGCACUCCACAGAAUCCAGUUGCCCAGCUCUUAGAUUCAGGAAAUCUUGUUGUCAAAGAUGGUCUUGGUAGAAACGGUGAGUAUAUAUUAUGGCAGAGUUUUGAUUUUCCAUAUGAUACCUUGUUACCUGGCAUGAAACUUGGAUGGAACCUUGACAUGGGUUUGGACAUGUUUCUACAAUCUUGGAAGAGCAUAGAUGAUCCAGCUAAGGGUGAUUUUAAGUGCUUGAUAGAUCUUCGAGGGUAUCCUCAGCUUUUCAUUAUGAAGGGAAACAUAAUACAGUGCCGUAGCGGACCAUGGAAUGGUCUCCAGUUUACAGGGAGUCCUCAGCUGAAACCAAACCCGAUAUUUAAUUUUAUAUUUGUGUCAAAUAGGCAUGAGAUAUAUUAUUCAUACGAGCUAAAAAAUAGUUCAGUUGUUUCAAGGUUAGUAAUGAGUGAUAAAGGGGUUCUGGAGCGGCAUAUUUGGGUUGAUCGAACACAGAGUUGGACGCUAUUCUUUGGAGUGCCAACAGAUCAGUGUGACACUUACGCAUUGUGUGGUCAAUAUGCCAGUUGCAACAUCAAUAACUAUCCUGUAUGUGCAUGCUUGGAAGGGUUUGUACCCAAAUCGCCCACGUCAUGGAGUGCGUCAGAUUGGUCAGAUGGGUGUGUCCGAAGGACUCAACUCAAAUGUCAUAGUGGAGAUGGAUUUCGGAAGCACGUAGAAAUGAAAUUACCUGACACAUCUUCUUCCUGGGUUGAUAAGAGCUUAGGCCUGAAGGAAUGUGAGGAAAUGUGCCUAAGAAAUUGUUCAUGCAUGGCAUAUGCAAAUUCAGACAUUAGAGGAUCAGGAUGUUUACUUUGGUUUGACGAUCUAAUUGACAUGAGGGAAUUCACUGAAGGUGGGCAAGACCUCUAUAUACGGAUGGCUGCUUCAGAACUAGCUCCUACCAAGGAGAAAAAAAAUUCGAAUGAGAAGAGACAAGUUGCAAUUGUUGUCAGCUGUCUCAUCGUGGUUGGGGGAUCCCUAGCAUUGAUAUUGCUUUUGUGCAUACGAAGACGAAAACGUCUGCAGCAAGAGGAAGACAUUGAAUUACCUUCCAUUGAUUUAACCACUAUAAAAAACGCCACUGAUAACUUUUCAAGCAACAAUAAACUAGGAGAAGGUGGUUUUGGACCUGUAUACAAGGGUAUAUUGUUGGAUGGGCAAGAAAUAGCAGUGAAAAGGCUUUCAGAAACAUCUGGACAAGGUGGAAAAGAAUUCAAAAAUGAAGUUAUAUUGAUUGCAAAGCUUCAGCAUAGAAAUCUGGUUAAGCUUCUUGGCUGCUGCAUUCAAGGAGAUGAAAGAAUGUUAAUCUAUGAAUACAUGCCAAACAAAAGCUUGGAUUCCUUUAUUUUUGAUCAAACAAGGAGCAAAUUACUAGAUUGGCAUGUACGCUUCCACAUCAUUGGUGGAAUUGCACGUGGUCUUCUUUAUCUUCAUCAAGAUUCCAGAUUGAGAAUCAUCCAUAGAGAUCUAAAAGCCAGCAAUGUUUUACUAGACAGUGAUAUGAAUCCAAAGAUUUCAGACUUUGGCUUGGCCAGAACAUUUGGAAAGGAUCAAAUUGCAGCAAAUACGAAAAGGGUUGUUGGAACAUAUGGCUACAUGUCACCUGAGUAUGUAGUUGAUGGGCUCUUCUCAGUAAAAUCUGAUGUUUUUAGCUUCGGCGUUUUAGUGCUAGAAAUAAUUAGUGGAAAGAGAAACAGAGGAUUUUGUCAUUCGGAUCAUGGCCUCAACCUUCUUGGACAUGCAUGGAGACUGUGGAUGGAAGAGAGGGCCAUAGAACUACUUGAUCCGUUGUUAAGAUGCUCUUGUUCUGUACCUCAAGUGCUACGGUGCAUUCAAGUGGGUCUUUUAUGUGUGCAGCGAUUACCAGUAGACAGGCCAGACAUGUCAGCAGUGGUUGUAAUGUUGGGGAGUGAGAGUUCUCUUCCUCCGCCCAGGCAGCCCGGUUUUUAUAAUGAAAGAAAUCCAUUUGAAGCUGAUUCUUCCUCAAGUAAGGAAGGCUUUUGGUCCAGGAAUGAAAUCACAACAUCCAUAGAGGCAAGAUAACUUGACAUCCAAUUAUGUUUUUCCCUCUUUUGUUUCUUUUCCUUUUUUAUAUAUAUAAAAAAAAAACCUUCAUUUUUUUACUUUUUAAUAUUUGGGAAGAAGAGUUAGUAUUGUAAAAUUUGAAAAUGGGAAAAUUACUUUUUAGUCCCUGAGGUUUAACGUAAUUAACACUUCUGUCCCUCUAUUUUGGCGACCCAA
Molecule: messenger RNA, 3875 nt
Organism: Manihot esculenta (cassava)
Lineage: Eukaryota; Viridiplantae; Streptophyta; Magnoliopsida; Malpighiales; Euphorbiaceae
Product: G-type lectin S-receptor-like serine/threonine-protein kinase At4g27290
Exons: 7
Coding region: 1269-3677 (802 amino acids)
Biological process (GO): protein phosphorylation; recognition of pollen
Molecular function (GO): protein serine/threonine kinase activity; ATP binding
Source: RefSeq, a predicted model, not a curated record